Messenger RNA from Cololabis saira (Pacific saury), 3799 nucleotides. RefSeq names its product atlastin 3 (gene atl3). The transcript has 14 exons. The record is from RefSeq and is a predicted model, not a curated record. Gene Ontology annotation, molecular function: GTPase activity; GTP binding. Lineage: Eukaryota; Metazoa; Chordata; Actinopteri; Beloniformes; Belonidae. Gene Ontology annotation, biological process: endoplasmic reticulum organization; protein homooligomerization. The coding region runs from base 150 to 1685 and encodes 511 amino acids.
GGCUGAAGGCGGAAGCGUGUAAGUUUCGUGAUGGAAAAAAGUUCUCAUGUUUGUAUCUGAACCAGUAAAAAAACUUCGUCGUUUCUCGACUUUCAUUAGACUGCGUUGAAGCCGUUUCAAGACACUAAAGGGACCAGUGCUUUAACAGAAUGGGGAGCGAACCAGGACCAGUUCAGAUCGUCACGGUGUGUAAGGAGAAUCACUCAUUUGCAUUGGAUACGGAGGCUUUGGCUCAGAUUCUCUUGGCUCCUGAAGUCAGAGACAAACAUGUGGUGGUGCUUUCGGUGGCUGGAGCUUUCAGGAAGGGAAAAAGCUUCCUGCUGGAUUUCAUGAUCCGUUAUAUGUACAGAAAGGGUGAUGAUAGCUGGCUGGGUCAGGAGGAUGAGCCUCUAACAGGUUUUUCUUGGCGAGGUGGUUCAGAACCAGAGACAACAGGCAUCCAGCUGUGGAGCGAAGUUUUCCUCGUCCAAAAGAGUGAUGGAACAGAGGUGGCUGUUUUGUUGAUGGACACUCAGGGAGCGUUUGAUGACCAGUCAACCGUGAAGGAUUGUGCCACCAUCUUUGCCCUCAGCACCAUGACCAGUUCUGUUCAGAUAUACAAUCUCUCACAGAACAUUCAAGAGGACGACCUGCAGCAGCUGCAGCUGUUUACAGAGUAUGGCCGUCUCGCGAUGGAUGAGAUCUUUCUGAAGCCCUUUCAGUCGUUGAUGUUUCUAGUUAGGGACUGGAGCUUUCCUUAUGAAUACAACUACGGAUUUAUAGGCGGCAGUCAGUUCCUGGAUAAACGUUUACAGGUUAAGGAGGCCCAGCAUGAAGAGCUGCAGACAGUGAGGGAGCACAUCCACUCAUGCUUCACCAACAUUUCCUGUUUCUUGUUGCCUCAUCCUGGUUUGAAAGUUGCUACCAGCCCUGCUUUUGAGGGACAACUUUGUGAUGUGGCCAAAGAGUUCAAAGAGCAGCUGGAGAUAUUUAUUCCUAAACUGCUGCAUCCAGACCGCCUGGCUGAGAAAGAAAUAAAUGGGAACAAAGUCACUUGCAGAGGCCUGCUUGAGUUCUUCAAGGCUUACAUCAAGAUUUAUCAGGGAGAGGACUUACCACAGCCAAAGACUAUGCUUAUGGCUACAGCAGAAGCCAAUAAUUUGGCAGCCGUGGCAACAGCUAAAGAUCAGUAUUACAAGAACAUGGAGAAGGUCUGUGGGGGGGACCUGCCCUACGUGUCUCCCGACUCUCUCGAGGAGAAGCAUCACUUUUACGUUGGAGAAGCCCUUCACAACUUUUCAUCCACCAAGAAGAUGGGCGGGCAGGAUUUUUGUGACCGUUACCGAGAGCAGCUGGAAAAGGAGCUUGAGGAAAUGUGGCUGUCUUUCAGCAAGCACAAUGAGUCUAAGAACUUGUUCAGCGCCUUCCGGACACCUGCCGUGCUCUUUGUCCUGGUCUGCCUCCUCUACGUGGUGUCAGGAGUGUUGCUCUUUGUUGGUCUGUCCACCUUUGCCCUGGUGUGUGACUGCACUCUGGGCUUGGUCAUGAUGGCAAUCCUGAUGUGGGCCUUCAUCCGCUACUCCGGUCGCUACCGGACAGUAGGAGGAGCCAUCGACCAGGCCGCAGGUGUCGUCCUGGAGCAGGCCACUGUGGCGUUGAACAAGUCGAGAGGCACAAGCAUCAGGGACCAAAGGAAAACCGACUAGAUGUCCGCUGGACUCACCCAGUCUCGAUUCCGAGAGAAGCGCACACGAAACAAACACAUUCAGCACUAAAGCCUGAUCAUCCAUCAACUAUUGGCGCGAUAACAGCGCCAUGCCAAUUCACCAGCAUCUCUAUUAUGCAAAUUACACAACCUGCGUUAGUCCCCAGGCUUAAAGACGAAGACUUAAACAUCCCAAACUUUAAUAGUUCAUGUUGUUAAAGGAAACUGCCCUCAUCAAUAAGUUUACAAUUGGUUUUAAUUGACAACUAAAUGUCCAUCCUUGAAAUUUAAAGAAAAAGAAAAAAGGGUAUUAUUUUUCUAUUUCAGUUGAGUGCACCUAACUCGGCUGAAUGCUGGUGAGACAUGGGUAGUCUGGAUCAUUUUCAUAGCUUCUGCAGUUCAUAUUUAAACUUAAAAAAUACAGCUUUAAAGCUUAUGUGUGUAUACAUGUUUCCUUGGCUCUAUGUUUUCUUUUUCUUUUACUCACAAGCCUUAAACAUUCCAUGAUGUUUGCAGAUUUGCUUUAAACUUGAUAUAAACAAGCAUUUCUUGGAGGGUGGGGAACAAUUAACACAAUUUCUAUGUACAGUAGCGCUGCAGGUUUGAGGAGCUGCAUGUACUGGAGCUGAAAUGUAUUUGUUUCAAGUGUAUUCCUCUACGGAAAUGUGUUAUUUUUAGUACUUAAUGUACAAGAUGCUAGAAAAUUCCUUUUACUGCAUCGUAUAUUCUCUUUAAAGGUUCAAACUCAGAAUGAAAGCCAUUAUUGGAAAAAUAUAAUGAGCAGUCAGCCAAAGAUUAAGCUUUACUUGCUAUUACUUGUUUGAGUUAUACUCUGAUGUUUACUCUUAUCACUUCAAAUAUAGAUGAAGACAAGCUUAAAUACUUUCAGUGAUUUCAAUUGCAAUGGGAAGAAAACACUUAUUGUAGGUAUAUUGUACAUAAAACAAAUAACUAGCAUGAUGUUCAAAUAGACCAAAAUGUAAGUGAAAACUAGCAGUGAGACAGGCAGCUCCUCUGUGCUUUUUGUAUAUUUUUUGGGACACUACAACACUUACGAUAACAUUUAGUAACUGUUACUUGCAUUGUACAUGCAAUGUUUAUCCAUGCCUCCAGUUCAGAAAUGAUCUUCUCAUAUCAUACUUAAAUUCAUAAUUGCAGGCGCUACUGAGACGCCCAUUAAAUCGCUGUUAUGUCUUAAGUAGAGUUAACAUUGGCAACCUGGCUGCAAAUAAAGAAGGUUUUUAAGUUGAAUCCCAAUAAUUCGAACAAAAACUACAAUUUCAAUUUGGUAUCAACUUCUCUUUUGGAUAAAAUAAACAUUACACUUAAACCUCUAAAGCUCCCAGUACUCUGGUAACAGCUUAGCUUCGCAUAUUAGAAAAAAUUACAGAUUUAGGAUGACUUAAUUAUUCCAGCAUGUAGCAGCCAGUUGACCAAUCAGCUGUGCAUUUCCACCACUCAAGUGGAUUUACUAGGUUUUCUUUGUGGGACCAAGCAAGGCUUCUUAGGUCGACUCAGAGUGAAUGAGGCAGUGGAUUAAAGGACAGUGAUUAUUUGCAACAAUCCCCAAUAUCUCUGAAUAUGAUUUAAUACUAUUUUUUUGUUUAGGUAACUUUUGAUUGGAGAAGUGAAAUGGAAAGCAAUUUAAAAUAUCUAGAGGAUUAUAUUUGACCUGACAGCAGGAUACUUACUGAGUACAAUGACGACAACAGUAAGCACUUUAACAACUAAUAUUUUCCACUCUCAGACAUAAAGUUGAAACACAAAGAGCGUAUUAAUCAGACUUUAUGCUUAUACUUAUUACAUUGGUAUGCUAUGAAUGCAGGGUUAAGAGUGACUGUAGAAAUUGAGCAGGUAUAUGAUGUUUGACCAUCAGAUGCACUUUGUAAGUCUCCCUUUCCACAAGGACGAGGAAACUUCAGGAUGGUUUACAAGCAGUUACAUUUGCACUUCCUCUCCUCUUUGGUGCUUUUUGCACACAGCUUGUUACAAAGGUGAAUAAAUUCAUGCAAUAUUGUAGUAAUGGGCAAUGUAAUCAUGUCUUACAAGGGUUUAGUAGCCUUUAUUUGAGGAAUGCUGUUUUAUAAACAAUAAAGAGAGCUUGACACCUUUAAA